ACAGAGAGACUAAGCGUCCUAUAGAAAACCGAUAAUAUGUUCUCAAGGUCGAAUAGCAUGGUUUUGUCACUACCAACAAACAAUUUUUACCAAGCGUCUUUUGAUUUCAAAACGAUGCCACGCAGUACAGAGCCUGAAAUCUUCACCUUCGAGCGGGUCCCGGCUCAUGUCCCUCAGCGGAGCGCACCGGUUCGCCCUAAGAGAAGAAACGCACGGGUACUGUAUCCACAGAAGGUCCGAAAGUACCUUCCACCGGCGGAGAAGAGCCCGGCGAAGCGCUGGCUUCUCAUCCUCUGCCUGGUUGUCUUCAUGCAGAUCUACACUGAGGAUUCGCUGGAGACGCAGGUCGCCGCUACCGAUGCCACCGACGCCUUCUGCGACGGACAGUGUUUGCAGUACAAUGUCCUGACUUUCCAGUCCGCGGAGGAGCAGGCGAGACAGAUGACGGGUUCUCUGGAGGAGCUUACCCUGAAGUCUCAAGAACCAACUACGGACGAGGAGAACACAGUCAUCGAACAGCUGCUCAACACUACUUGCCCUAGCUUGGAAGAUGAACUGACAACAAUGUACGAGCAAAGCACGAGAAACGGCUACGUCGUAGCGCUGCUUUACCCUGUGUAUCACAGACUCGGGAGUGAGAAGUAAGCGAAGACGCUCACUGAUCAAGAUGAAGCCCUAAUGGCAAAGUCAAGAGUUUCCCGAACUCGGUGGAAACAAGUGUGAUUGGGGUCUCUAGCCUACGGCGCUUGGGCUCUCCUUGUCAAGACACGAGCUCUCAGCGAAGAAGACUCCAGAAAAACACGAGUGGGGUGAAAUGAUAAUCACAAACUGACAAGACAUUUGAAGGACUGACAUGAAUAGCAUUAACUUGCUAUUGUAACUUGAAUGAAGCUUGAACGGCUAAUUUGUAGAGAAAUUUGAAGAUUUGUUCCUUCUUUUUUUUUUCUUAUGUUUUCACUUGAAGUUCCCGUACAUAGCCGCACAAGUAGACGUAAUCCCUCAGAACUGCGUGAUGAUGUCACUUUGACGUUUUGUGAACUUUUGAAUGCUUCCACUCGACUUACAAGCAUACUUGAAUCUCCUGCUAACAAUGUUGAU
This is a messenger RNA of Chanos chanos (milkfish), 1098 nucleotides long. RefSeq names its product immediate early response 3 (gene ier3). Gene Ontology annotation, biological process: negative regulation of apoptotic process. The coding region runs from base 37 to 645 and encodes 202 amino acids. Lineage: Eukaryota; Metazoa; Chordata; Actinopteri; Gonorynchiformes; Chanidae. The transcript has a single exon. The record is from RefSeq and is a predicted model, not a curated record.